This is a messenger RNA of Haliotis rufescens (red abalone), 4108 nucleotides long. RefSeq lists its product as uncharacterized. Bases 77 to 1399 code for a protein of 440 amino acids. The record is from RefSeq and is a predicted model, not a curated record. The transcript is spliced from 11 exons. Lineage: Eukaryota; Metazoa; Mollusca; Gastropoda; Lepetellida; Haliotidae.
GGCUGGUGUUCAGAAGCCGCGUUUACCAUCAGGAGAAGGACGUGAAAGGUUUAGCUCUGUAUCUCACACACACGAAAUGCACGCGCAUCAGGUCUAUAGCUGUGUGCUAGCAGUCGUUCUGGUGGCCGGAACAUUUGCGGCACCAUUACAAGAGAAACAAGCUAAAGAAAAGAGAGAUGUGUCUGAAAAUAGACCAGGAGUAAACAAAGUUGAAGAUCAGGAAGCUGAACUUGAAAAAUUAGUUGCUCUCGCUGGUGCAGAGAGUAAAGCCAAUGACGUUGCUGUACACAAAAGUCAAGUGUCCCAUGUUGAAACACACAAUGGAAAAGAUGUAAUAACCGAGAAAACAGAACAAAAAGUUACAGACACAAACACAGGAAAGGUUUUAGCUGACGUCACACAAGAAGUGUCUGAAACAAACGACGAUGAAACUGGUGAGCCGCAUCAAAUUGCCGAGACACACGUCGAUAUUCCCGACAAAGGUGUACACGAGACCUUCGUCAAGGAAGAAGUUGAGGAUGCAGAUGCAGAGGCUGAAGAGGAAAGCCUGCCAAGCCAGGACAGCAUCGAGUUCUCGCCUACGGCAGUUGCAGAAUACCUUCUGAAAUCGUGGGACUUCGACAACUUUUAUGCCGCUUUGAAAGACCUCGUCGGUUCUUCUAUAAUGAGCGAGGAAGAGGCUGAGCGUUACGAGGAACAAGUGAUCUCUGAGUACCAACGUCUCCUGGCAGAACAGAAUGCCGAGGUCAACAACUAUGCUAAUGAAGAACCCCUUCAGGGAUACUACCCAGCUUACGAUGAGGCAGAGAAGCGCUCCAACAUGGCACCCCUUGCCGAGCAGAUUCCAGAUGACCUCUACAGCCUUGACCGUGCAUACGAGAACUACAUUGGAAAUGACCUUGACGCUGAGAGACAGGCAGUUGUCGAUGACGCUCUUUCCGAAGGGGAUGAAUCUCUAACUGGUGUCAUUGAUGCUCUGCUCAAUGCUUGGUGGCAAAAAGAUUUCGAAGGAGGAAAUGCUCGGGCACAAGCUCUGGUCAGCUACUUAUAUGAUGUUGUGUCCAGGGAUGGAAACCCAGAUGACAUUGGUCAGAUCAGGGAUAUUUUGGCUGACAUGCUUGCCAACGCUCUCCUGGACGAUGUACAGAAUCCCGAGGCAGAAUAUAACAUAGAGCAGGCCGUGGAGGACAGCCAGCUCGCCCCAAUGGCUGAUAGUAACCAGGUGGAGGAAAAACAGGAGACAGAGGAAACACCAGACGAGGCAGAACAGGAGUUGGAAGAAACAGCUCAGGCUAAGGAAACAGUAGAAAGUGCAGAGAAGACAGGCACAGCUGAAAAGACAACAGAGGAGGGGGCAGUUAAAGCCGAGGAGAAGGAGAAGAAAGAGGAGAAGCAGUAAGAAGAGAAGUGCAAGAUAUGCAGAAAGGCAGAUAAGCACAAGUGAUAAGUGGUUGCUUAACGAAGUCACGAGACAUGAUCGUGGUCUCAACGGGUUCAAUACAAUGUGACGUAAUCACAAUGUUAAAGCUGAAAAAGAGAGAGACUGAGAGAGUGAGAAAGAAAAAGUUAUUUUUAUCCAAGAUUUAUUCAAUAUAUAAAUAUAUUGCUAUUCCGGGCAGAUCAUAUGAUCCCAGGGUAUUGUGAAGAUCUUUGCCGUGUGUCUAUCAUCUAUAACAGUGGUAUCGUGGUGUUUGCGUCAAUCAACAUAUCUAAUACACAUUGGCCAAGAUUACCAGUGUCUGUGCACAACCAGAAUCAAUACUGGACCAUCUAAUCUUCCACACUAGUACAGUGGUAUUGCGGUUUGAAUUAUUCAUUACAAUGCUGAAGAAAAAAUGCAAAUCAAUUCCACCUUCCUGACUAUUGUCAAUGCAGAUGCUUUUGAAGUAGCCACAUAAAACAGAACAGAGCACAACAGUGUAAAUAAUAUAUACCCUAUCGCCAGAACAUACUUAAUUUACAGUGUGUGUUGUAAAACUACUAAUUGUAAUCAGAUUUAUGUUCACUCGUUAAUCAUUCUUAAUAGCCGGAAUGAAUCACACUAUCUGGCAUCAGUUAUCAAAACCCACAGUAAGCACUGUUCUUAUUCUGCAAAAAGAUAUACCUUUUGAAAUAGUGCUCUGUCAUUCUUUAGUGUCUUUGUUUGCUAAUACCUGUUUUCAGUCUCUUAUCCUCGUUCACACAAGGCCGUACGCGGAGACACUAAUGCGUACACAUGGCCAUAUAAAAUUUGAUUGAGAUUAAAUGGCACAAUAUACUUAUCCAUCACUAACAGAUAUAUUUCUAAAGGUGUAAUGCGUUGUACAUCUACAAUGUACAUGUAAGAUUGUUCAGAAGGUGCUUUACCGUGUUUUCUUCUGAGUCACUAUGAUAUUUUAUAUUUUUCAUUUGUCUACCCAUAUGCUGUGAUCAAUACAUAUGUACAUAUUGUUAAAAUCCCUGAGACUGUUGAACUUAAGGAGAGUCUAUCACUGGAAGAAACAGUUCUCUUUCCAAACUCUUGGAAAUAAGUGAUUUCCAAACGAAAAAAUCUUUCAAAGCCUUGAAAGAAAAUAUUCCUGAGAAUGAAAGUGCAUGUGGAAAUCGCUAGAAGAAAGGGGCUUAUCUUGAAAACAUUGUUUACAGCCCCUUGCGUUACUCAGGAAAUGUGGUAACGAUCGGUCUUUCCAUGUCCUUUCCAAACUUGGAAAUGUUGCUUUUUCUUCCAGUGUACAAUGAAUGCCGGUGCAAAGGAAUUUUGAUAUUUUAACGAUAAUUCCACAGUAAAACAUGACUGAUAAAUUCAUGUGCUCAAAAUGAUUAGGCUCUCUAUGUUUCAGCAGUUAUUCAGAUAUUUGUUAUACUUUGAAACUGUAAAAUUAUUUGUAAAAAGUUCCAAUCUGUAAAUUCCUAUUUCAGAUCGAAUUUACGGAUGUUUCUUUGUAUAUAGGUCAUACGGAAUAUACAAGACAUUGUAAAUGAUAUUACCAUGACGGACUAAAGUAAAUUUCAUAAUAAAAUAUGAAAAAUACCUAAGAAUUUGACUUUUUCUUCAUGGAUUUUAUUUUUUUAUUUUUCCAUAACAUUCAACAUGCAUGUGUUUACCUCUCCAUCAUUUGUCAGUUACUUUUGUCUAUAUCAGAUCAAGGGAGGUGAACCUGAUGUUGAUGGUUUAUGUGUCUGUUUUUCUGUAUCCUACGCUCAUUUCAAUUUACUUUUAAAAGAUUCAAGACCCAAAAUUAAAAAUCCAACAUUAAAAAUAAAUCUUGUAAUUCGUAAUUUGAAAUGAGCUGGUUCUUCCUCAUUCUAAGUCGCACAAUGUUUGUUCUUCGCAACAAAAGAUCUCGAACCUGUCUACAACUUAUCUACGGGUGUAUGCAUUUUUGUUCAAGUCUUUGUGUUCAAAGCCGGCCAUACUGUUACCUGUUUGUAGCGCUGUCUGAACUGCUUGUCUGCCCGGUGUAGCGUCCAUAACAAACCUAUUUUCAUAUUCAUUCUCAUUGUACAACUACUGGUGCAGCUGACGAGCUAUGUACUAUGAACUUCAUUGAAAUAAAGUCUCUGUCACUCCGCUAGUGAUUGGGAAAUUAAGAAAUUAAUCGAAUUUGUAAUGGACAUUGAUACGAAUAAUCAUAUACAAAUGGGUCCCCCUAUUUGCAUUAUCAUGAAUAAAAGAGUCUGAAACUACUAUUGAAUGUCACCAAAAUCAAUCUUUCACAUAAAUAAAAUACAUGUAUCAUAUAUCUGUGUCAUGCUCAGUCUGUAAAGGUAACAUAUUUAUACAAAAUUACUUUUGAUAUAAAAGUUUUGUCGUGUGUAGGAAUGAAUCAAAGGACCGACAAAACAAGAGAAAAAAGAACAUAAAAUGCAUUCUCAUCAAACUUUCACACACUUCAUCGUGAAAUUGACCAAAACCUUUGUUCAACCAGAAAAGCUGGUAAUUUACAAGACUGAGAAUACAUUGAUUUCCAAAUGAACUCAUAGCUAGUUCGUCCGCUGUGGUGUUUUAUUCAUAUACCCUCGGGAUCUCUUGCUUGAGCUACAGUGGCAGACAAUGUUACAUCUUAAUGGCUUUUGUCUUUAAUACGGCGCAAUACUAUAGUUGUGUCCAAAUAAAUGCUUAAAGUUA